UGGCAUGUCAGACUGAGGCAUACGGAGCAGCGUUAGCCAGCAGGUCUUCUGUCGGUGUGGAUAUGAGAGGAAGUCAGAUGUGUUAACCUAGUAGUCCCCCGGUACACAGGCCACUGCAUCCAUCUAAGCGGUACUGUCCGACCGGCCCGGCGGCUGCUGUCGCUACCUCACUGGCUAGCUAGCUAGCUAACCCGCUCACUUCACCAGUUUAAGGCGGUCCAAGGGACGGAGGAAACGGGCCCUCUGGAUAGUACGACUCGGUUUGCAGCUGCCCUGCAAAUCCUAACACCGGGGUUAUUUUCUGGAGCUACAUCCUGCUGAGAUGGACAACCUAAGUGAUGCCCUGGAGAAGCUGAAGCUAGCGUCCAAAGACAGCGCCACUGACAGCGUGGACAGCUGUCUGGACUGCCUGCUGAAAGCACUCGCCAACAACCACACAGAGGCCAGUGUGAAGAUCCAGGAGAUGGGCGUUCUUACCAUGCUCCCCAUCCUGCUGACCCCCCAGUCCUCCUGCACCCCCAAAGUAGCCAACAUCAUUGCGGAGCUGGCCAAAAACGAAUUCAUGCGUGGUCCCUGUGUGGAGGCCGGCCUCAUCCCUCCUCUCAUUCAGCUGUUAACCUCCGCCGACCAGGAGGUGUUACUGCAGACCGGCCGGGCUCUUGGAAACAUCUGUUAUGACAGCCAUGAGGGCAGGAGUGCAGUUGACCUGGCAGGAGGGGCUCAGAUAGUAGCUGAACACAUUAAAUCCCUCUCCCAAAAUACUGAUCCGGAAAAUGAGAAGCUCUUGACUGUCUUUUGUGGCAUGCUGAUGAACUAUAGCAAUGAUAAUGAUUCCUUACAAGCUCAGCUGAUCAGUAUGGGUGUGAUUCCCACUCUGGUGAAGCUGCUAGGCAUCCACUCCCACAACAUAGCCCUGACAGAAAUGUGUCUAAUUGCCUUUGGGAAUUUGGCUGAGCUUGAGUCCAGCAAGGAGCAGUUUGCCUCCACCAACAUCGCUGAAGAGCUGGUGCAUCUGUUCCAGAAGCAGACGGAACACGAGAAGAAGGAAAUGAUUUUUGAAGUUCUGGCUCCACUUGCAGAAAACGAUGUGAUAAAGCUGCAGCUGGUGGAAGCAGGCCUGGUAGAGUGUCUCCUGGAGGUGGUGGCUCAGACUGUGGAUGGAGAGAGAGAGGAGGACAUUGCUCAGCUCAAGACUUCCUCAGACCUCAUGGUUCUCCUGCUGCUGGGAGAUGAGUCCAUGCAGAAGCUGUUUGAGGGGGGAAAGGGCAGCGUCUUCCAGAGGGUUCUGUCCUGGAUCCCAUCCCAUAACCACCAGCUGCAGCUAGCGGGGGCUCUGGCCAUCGCUAACUUUGCACGCAACGACGGGAACUGUAUACACAUGGUGGACACCGGGAUUGUGCAGAAGCUUCUGGAGCUGUUGGACCGCCACGUUGAUGAAGGCAACGUCACCGUGCAACAUGCAGCACUGAGCGCCCUGCGUAACCUGGCCAUACCUGUGGUGAACAAAUCCAAGAUGCUGUCAGCUGGAGUUGCAGACGUGGUGUUGAAGUUCUUGCAAUCAGAGAUGCCUCCGGUCCAGUUCAAGCUCCUGGGGACGUUGCGUAUGCUCAUCGACACACAAGCUGAAGCCGCAGACCAGCUGGGAACCAAUGGGAAGCUGGUGGAACGGCUGGUGGAGUGGUGUGAAGCCAAAGAUCACGCGGGGGUGAUGGGCGAGUCCAAUAGGCUGCUGUCGGCCCUUAUCCGGCACAGCAAGUCCAAGGAAGUCGUUAAAACUGUCAUCCAGGGAGGAGGAGUCAAGCACUUAGUCACCAUGGCAACUAGUGAGCAUAUGAUUAUGCAGAAUGAAGCGCUGGUGGCUUUGGGGCUCAUAGCAGCACUGGAUUUGGUCGCAGCUGAGAAGGACUUUGUGGGAUCCAGCCUGGUGUCGGUGCUCCACAAGCUGCUGUUAGACGAGAGGAGCGCUCCGGAGAUCAAGUACAACUCCAUGAUCCUCAUCUGCGCCGUCAUGGGAUCAGAGCCUCUCCACAAAGAGGUGCAGAGCCUGGCGUUCAUCGACGUGGUGUCUAAGCUGCGGGCUCACGAAAACAAAACGGUGUCCCAUCAGGCGUCGCUCACAGAGCAGCGGUUAACAGCCCAGAGCUAAAUGACUGUCCAACCCCCCCCCCCCCCCCCCCACACACACACACACACACACACACACACACACACACACACACACACACACACACACACACACACACACACACACACACACACACACACACACCCAUCCCUCCCCAAGGCCUGCCUGACGACCUGAUCACCCAAUGACUCCCCAUGACUACUCCCCCCUGUGCCCCAUCAUCAUUUGCCAAGGUACCAUGUCUCGUUAACUGCCAGCCAAUCACAGUCUUUUCUUUCCCCCGCCCCUCCGCCAGGGUUAGACUGAUGUCUAUCCGGAUUGCCAAAUCUUAAUCAUAAGGCCUUUAUUUUAAAUUUGCCCACAUUUAAAUCGGAGUUAGAGUGGAACUGCCUCUGAAACAGUUUUAGACGACUGUGGGACACCAACACUCUGAAAGCCAUAAUCAUUUAUUCGGGUUGGUUAGCACGUCCUCAAUGUCGGUUUAAUUUCAGCGUUUUGAAAGCAACCCUGAUCACCAUUCACUUACCGGUUUAUCUUCUUUCUUUAUGUACCGACCCAUCAGUCUAACCCUGGUCCCAUAGUGUACUUGUGCAUGCAUCUACUGCCACAAGUAGCUCCACCGGAGCCCAGGCGCCAUAAACAGCCUAACGCAAUAGAUAAGAGACGACACUCUCUACGACCAUAGCUGUGAUGCCAUCCGCAGGUAACCCACCAGUGAAAAAUGUGCACAAAAGAACAAAAAAUAACCUUCCUGUUGUGAUUUUUCUUUUGUUUUUAAGAAAAGCAGCCAACCAUGAUGUGCCCAGUCGUGUCCCAUGUAGCUCGAGUAUAAAUUGACUAGAAACUGUGCAUGUUUUAGUCCUGUUGAAGGUGUGACAGUGUUCUCUCCAUGGCUCGCAAAACACCACCUGCCCUCCUCCACUCACACCUCCAGUCGUGUACGCUCCUUUUUGCUUUUUGCACUUGUUCUGUAAGAUCUAGAAAUUUGAUCAGAUUUUUUAUUCCACUGUUGUCCAAACAUACAACAGCUGUACAAUGAAGCUAGAGGCUCAUCAAAGGCUCCAUCCCAUCGCUGACAGAGCAUUAUAUGAGCAGAUAGUUGAGAAAGGACUGCUUUUGUUCGUCCAGUUAAGCUGAGAGCGGCCGAGUUGAAGACCAAAAUAGGUAAUUGAUAGAGGAAAUGCUGGCAGUGUCCCGUCUUGUGCUGCAGGAUGCUACGAAGAGUGCCUAUCUUAGUUUGCCUGAUUAGUUAAACUUUUUGCGCACCCAGAUUUCUACAAAUAAGUGUUCCUUGUAGCACUGUUUUCAAGCUACAGAAAAUAUCGAUCAAAAGAUCAUUUUUUAAAGUAUCUUUGAAUGGGCAUGAGACCGUGGAGUUAGCAAUGAAUAGCAGCCAUGAUCAGAAAGUAAGAGUAGGCAUAAGAAUAGCGCGCGAUAACAUGGAAAUCACUAAAGUGCAGCACUGUCUAACUCUGCAGGAAAAGCAGGAGUGUCAGCUUAAAGUAGGACAGAGAGCGCCCACUGUUCCUACAUGUGUGCACAGUUUGAAUGUGUGUUGUGGAGCAAAGUCUGGGGUCUUGUGAGGACAGGUGACUGAAUGGAGCAGCACUACAACUCUCUCUGUUUGGGUGUUCUAGUCUAAGGGAUUUCCGCUAACAUGUCAGCAUGUCCGACACUGUACCAAUGCUCCAUUAACAGCCACCAUGUGUUUCCUGGUCUGGGCCAAUGCUUAUUUUUUUCUUGUUUCUUUUUUUAAAAAGGUAUGAAUGGUUAUUUAUGAGAUGUGUGCUCUUCUAAAGACACAUGCCUGUGGAGAUGUAUCCAUAGUAACUGCGUAAAAUACUAUAAACUUAAGUGUUUGUUGUAAAUGUCAUGAGUUGUACAUUUGGAGGAUUGUAACUCAGCAGAUAAUAAAAGAUGAUAGCUGGUGA
Messenger RNA from Eleginops maclovinus (Patagonian blennie), 4056 nucleotides. It is a transcript of the gene rap1gds1, whose product is annotated as RAP1, GTP-GDP dissociation stimulator 1. The record is from RefSeq and is a predicted model, not a curated record. The coding region runs from base 323 to 2146 and encodes 607 amino acids. Gene Ontology annotation, cellular component: cytosol. The transcript is spliced from 15 exons. Gene Ontology annotation, molecular function: guanyl-nucleotide exchange factor activity; protein binding. Lineage: Eukaryota; Metazoa; Chordata; Actinopteri; Perciformes; Eleginopidae. Gene Ontology annotation, biological process: positive regulation of GTPase activity.